AUGGCCUGUCCGUUUCUUCAGAGCACCGUCGCGGUGGCUCCACGGCCGAUCUCGGUCGAUCAGGAAUUUGCCAAUAUUCGAGAGCAGUACCCUUCUCUCUCAUCGACUGGAUGCACCACCAAGUUUUGCCAGUCAGGGCGGAUGACGCACCUGGACGAGGAUCGAGUUGGCCGAAAUCAGUCUUAUGCCCAAGUCCGCGAGGAUGCGCUCGACUUCCUGCAGCAGAUGUACAAGGAUGGGCUCUUGACGAUGGAUCAACUCCACCACCGCGCACACGAAGUCCUUCAAGAAAUCCAAAAGAACUCACAGGAGGGCAGGUUCGCAGUAGCGUCUGACUGCGGAGCAGAGGCACCACAUGCGACAAUGGAUGGUCUUGUGGGCGGUCUUUGGACGCAAACAUUCGAAGAGCUAGAGUUUGGUAUCCGAACGGCUUGGAAACAUGCGAGAAAGUGCAUUAUGAGAUCAGAGUAUAGAAACCUGAGACUUUGCGACUUGAGGCAUGUCCGCACAAGCAAGAAGAUGGCCGAGACCUUGAUUGAAAACCUCAGAGUGGCCUACAACUUUGGCGAGAUCAACCCCACAGUAUUCGUCUUCCCGCCCAGAGAUGUCAACAGCCGCGGUCCCAUGAUCUGGAACUCACAGCUGUUGUCAUUCGCAGGUUAUCAACAACCUAACGGCGAAAUCAUGGGAGACCCCGCGAACGUCGAGCUGACGAAUGCCAUCAUUGAGCUCGGCUGGACGCCGCCCCAGCUCCGCUCGCAAUGGGACCUGCUCCCCCUCGUCACAAUGGCGGAGGGAGAGGAUCCCGUCAUCACUGAACUGCCCAAAGACGCAUUUCCUUUGGUCCACAUUCGCCAUCCCAAGCAUCCCGAGCUCGAGACCCUUGGCCUGCGUUGGGUUCCCGCACCAGCACUUAGCCGCCUUGGCUUCAGUAUUGGUGGCGUGCAAUAUACUGCAACGCCCUUCAUCGGGUGGUUUAUGGAUGCCGAGAUUGGUGUUCGUAACCUCGCAGAUCAAUUCCGUUACAACGCGCUUCCACAGAUCGCAAAGGCCAUCGGCCUUGUCGACAGGGACGUCGAAGACCUACCAGACUAUGAACGUCUGGCUGUCUUGUCUCGUGCACAGCUCGAGCUCAACUACGCCUCGUAUUGGUCCUUCGCUCAGGCUGGCGUCAGAAUGUCAGACUCCCUAGGCGCAGCAGAACAAUUCACGCAGUUCGAUGACGAGCAUCUAAUGAACAAUGGCUUCCGCCUGCCUUCAGACCCGUACUGGAUCGCACCUCCACAAGGCUCAAUCAUCCCGAUCUGGCACCGCGGCGGCUCCCCAAAUUACCAGCCCAAGCCUCUCAUCUGCCGUCACGCACAGGAUCCGAUAAAGGCCUGGCGUCGAGAGCGCGAGGCCGGCAGCGCGCGAGCACUCACACCGCGAGACUCGAGGCUCAACAUUUCCAUACCCGUGCCGUCCAUCUCGCUCACAAGACCCAUCACCCCGAUAUCCCCCUCCGGCGCCGUCUUCCUACCAAUUCCGCCGCCGGCCAGACCCCUCACGCCCUUGUCGCCAUUGUCACCAAAGGGGCACGGGCGGAGGAUCUACCUUGGGUUCUGCAGCUCGGGCAAUGUCGCGAUCAAGCUAUGUAAGAGGCUGUGCACGCAGCUGCAGCACGCCUGCGAUGCCAACCCCAAGCUUGGCACCGUCGUGGCCCCGUGCACCCUCAACGCCCUGCCCGUGUCCCUGAUCGACGUCGACGACGUGCUCAUCAUAGUCGCCAGCACCACGGGCCGAGGUGAGAUUCCUCAGAACGGCAAGGCGUUUGCCGACGCUGUGUCGAGGAACCCGAGGGGCCUCUCGUGCCGGUACGCAAUCUUCGCGAAUGGCUCGCUCGAGUACCCCGACACUUACAACCAGGCUGCCAUGGACAUUGAAGAGUUGCUGAGUAAAGGGGAUGCCCAGAGGCUCAUCGGUAUGCGUGAAGCCGACACCGCGGCCGAGAACCCGCCGUGGUCUGUUCUCGGCCAGUUCUCCCAGCAGUGUCUUGCGGCGCUGCAAAAGACCAACUCCGAGAUCAAGGAAACGGGUAGCGAGAAGCGGCCUGCUCGGCCCGUUAGACCCUUCGAUACCAGGCCGUGGUUCCAGGCGAAAGUUGUCGGCCAACCAGUGGUUGGAACCGCCUCGGGCGGUAUGAAGAGGGUCACCCUGGACUUGGGAGACCGCGAAUAUCCCACCAUGGGCAGUGUAUGGAUUCUGCCGCCGAAUUCCAACAACAAGGUUUCUCGUGUACUUGAGGCUCUUGGUUUACGAUCCGACGAGCCCCUGGACCUCCCUGGCGAGCCUACUGUCGGCGAGUUUCUACAGCGUUUCGCCGACUUGGAGCAACCGUUCAAAACCGCAGCAUGGGCGGAGGGCCUUUCGUUCUCGCGCCCCGAGAGUUUGACAAAGGUCCCCAUCGAGGAUGCGGUCCACCUGGUUCCUUCGAAUUGGAGACGGUCGGUGACGCUGGACGUGCUCUGCAGCGCGAUGCCGACCAUUCAGCCGAGAGAGUAUUCCAUCGCCUCUGACGGAUUACGAACCAAGCGAGCAGACGGGAACACGCUGGACUUGCUCGUGCAACAUCACACCAACGGGCGGUUCUCCGAUAGAUACCUCAACUGUUUUGAGACCUUUGGAGCUGUGACCUGCAAGAUUCGCCCGUCGGCACACCUGGAAGCCAUCGCGGAAAACCAGGAUAAGCCGAUGAUCAUAUUCACGACAGGGUCAGGCAUGGCUCCUGUGCGGGGACUCCUACAGAACCGCAUCGAGCAGCUGCACUCCUUGGGCAAGCCCGUCCAGAACACCUCGAUUAGCCUGUUUGCCGGUUUCAAGGCUUCGGACGAGGAACUCGUCCGCGAGGCGGUGCGAGAAGCAGACGACGAGGGAAUGUUUGACAUUUUGAGGCUGACGGGGAGUAACAAGGAAAAGAGGCGGGCGCAAGACGCGAUGCUCGACCCGGGCGUGAGGGAGCAGCUGAAGAAGAACGUCGAGGACGGGGCGCUGGUGUUUGCGUGCGCGAGGCCAAAGGCCGUUGACGAUUUCUUGGAUAACCUCAGCGACGUCUUGGGACGGGAUGCAAGAGAGGCGUUGGGCGACCGCUUCGUUGCUGAUGUUUAUCAGCCUGCUACUUGA
Messenger RNA from Colletotrichum truncatum, 3159 nucleotides. Its product is annotated as nitric oxide synthase. Gene Ontology annotation, molecular function: nitric-oxide synthase activity; FMN binding. Lineage: Eukaryota; Fungi; Ascomycota; Sordariomycetes; Glomerellales; Glomerellaceae. Gene Ontology annotation, biological process: nitric oxide biosynthetic process. The record is from RefSeq and is a predicted model, not a curated record.